AAGUACAUUUGCAUAUGUGUGUGUGUGUGUGUGUGUGUGUGUGUGUGUACACUUUAAAAUCGCAUAGUUAUGUUUAUCAGGUGUUUGUGUGUUGAAAAAGGUCGCGGGGUUUGAGGACUUUUAUUUUGCCUCUGAUUUUUUUUUUUUUUUUAAACUGUGAGUGUUUUGUCUCUCUCUGGUUGCCGUAGUUUCCGCUGCAGCUGUGUCAGCGCUAAAUAAAGACUGUAAUAAGGAGAAUAAAGCGCGUUUAUGCGCGGGUCUCGCGCUUAAUCCCGCAUUAAUAAACCCGCACGCUUUAUCAUGCGCGUGAGUAAUGAGGAUCAGCGCAGUGUCAGUGUGUGUUAGGUGUGUGUGUGUCAGUGUGUGUUAGGUGUGUGUGUGUGUUAGGUGUGUGUCAGUGUGUGUCAGUGUGUGUUAGGUGUGUGUGUGUGUGUGUGUGUCAGUGUGUGUUAGGUGUGCGUGUGCGUGUGUGUCAGUGUGUGUUCGGUGUGUGUGUGUCAGUGUGUAUGUUAGGUGUGUGUAUAUGUAUAUAGAAGCUGACAGGCCGUUGCGGGAACAUUAACACUGAGAACAGGAACAUCACUGAACAUCUCCAGCUUCCUCUGUGUGAGAGGCGUGGUCAUGGCGGCGUGUGGCUCCGACUCGGUGCACUACAUCCGUCUGCAGAAUGCGAGUGAGUGUGUGUUAGAGUCUCUGCGGUCUCAGCGGCGUGACGGUGUAUUCUGUGACGUGACCGUGCGGAUCCAGGACGCGUCCCUACGCGCUCACGCCUGCGUGCUGGCGGCCGGAAGCCCGUUCUUCCAGGACAAGCUGCUGCUGGGCCACUCGGAGAUCAGUGUUCCGCCCCUGGUUCCGGCCGACGCCGUGCUGCAGCUGGUGGACUUCCUGUACAGCGGCUCCAUGGUGCUGCUGCGCUCGCAGGCCCUGCGCAUGCUUACCGCAGCCAGCAUCCUACAGAUCAAGAGCGUCAUAGACGAGUGCACACAGAUCAUCUCCGCCUCCGCCAACCACAAACGGGCCGCUGCUGCUGCCGCUGCUGCUGCCGCCGCUGCCAAGAGCCGGGGCACCGAGGAGGGCGGGGCUGUGGGAGGAGCCAUGCCUGGGUUUGGAUACUCCAUGGAGGAGUGUGGUGAAGUCACAUCAGAAAGCACAGAGCAGCCGAGUGCACACUUCAUCUCACAACAUCAAGCGGGACUGCAGACAGGGGCGGGGCAAGGGGAGGCGGCCUCUCUGGAAGCAGGCGGAGUCGGCAGGAUGAUGCCCCCCCUCAGUGACCUGAUGUGCAGAGGGGAGGGGCUUGGUGCUUCAGGGGGCGGGGCCUCUCUGAAGCCUGUGAGCUGUCCUCAGGAGAUCCAGAGUUACAUGCUGAGCCAGAAUGCUGAGAGAACCACUGCGCAGAACCAGAGCCAGAACCGGGCGGAUUCAGGCCACGCCCCCAUCAACAACCCUGCCCCAUUGGGCAGGAAUGGCCUCCGUGGCAGCGGGGCAGGGUUUGUGGGCGUGGCCGAGGAGCUGCCUUUGGGGAUGGACAGGUUCAGUGAGGGGGAGGAGCUGGAGGACAGAGGGAGAGAUGGAGAGAGAGACAGAGGGGCGGGGCAUAGCCGCAAACAGAGACAACCACUAAGGUUACAGGUGAUGGGGCCGGAACAGGUGGUGGUGAAGGAUGAGGAGAACCUGCAGGAAGGAGAAAACCUGUUCCAACUGGACGAGCGACAGGACACAACACACACACCACACACACAAUCACACACACAAACCUACAGCCAGGCAGGGUUUUAUGAAGAGCAGAAUGUGUAUGCUGGAGGUUUUUGGCCACAGGCUGAUGCGUCUCAGGCUUUGGUGUCGAACCCCCGUUCCCGCGGCAACAAACCAAUGUCCCCACCCACCUCCUCGCACAUGAACAAUCAGAUGCUCUUUCAGUAUCCUGUCAGCGAAUCACAGCCGUCCUCCUUCUAUGUGGGAGGAGCUAUGACAAUGGACAGCAUGCCAGAGACAUGCCAGCAGGCACCGCCCCCUCCCCCGCUGACCCCGGCCCCUCCCCCUCCGGGCCCGGCCCCGGCAUGUGUCGCAGGUCCAAGUUUUACGGCUCAGGGAUCAGAAACUUCGUUCGACUGCAGCCACUGCGGCAAAUCACUGCGAUCACGCAAGAACUACAGCAAGCACAUGUUUAUACACUCCGGUCAGAAGCCCCAUCAGUGCAGUAUCUGCUGGCGUUCCUUCUCUCUGCGUGAUUACCUGUUGAAGCACAUGGUAGUGCACACAGGUGUGCGAGCGUUCCAGUGUAGCGUGUGCAGUAAACGCUUCACACAGAAGAGUUCGCUAAACGUGCACAUGCGCACUCACCGCGUCGAGCGCAACUUCUCCUGCACCGUGUGUAACCGUGCCUUCACGCACCGCACCUUGCUAGAGCGCCACGCCCUCCAGCACCAGCACCCAGCCCCGCCUAUCAAACCCCCGACCAACCACGGAGCCAUGGGCGGAGCUGGUGGGACCGGGCCCGCCCCCUAGUGGCCAAACUAAGACCUCGGGGUGGACGCCACUAAUAACCAUUACCAUCUAAAUAAUUACACAAUAAUAAUAAUAGUAAUAAUAAUAAUAAUAAUAAUUUAUUAUUAUUAUUAUUAAGACCUUUAGAAUUGACAUAUUCACUCAAUAGUUCACAGACCACACCGGGGGCGUGUCUUUAAGUCCAUAUAAGGGCAUAGCUAGCUGACGU
This is a messenger RNA of Ictalurus furcatus (blue catfish), 2716 nucleotides long. It is a transcript of the gene zbtb45, whose product is annotated as zinc finger and BTB domain containing 45. Gene Ontology annotation, biological process: regulation of cytokine production; regulation of immune system process; negative regulation of transcription by RNA polymerase II. Bases 622 to 2508 code for a protein of 628 amino acids. The transcript is spliced from 7 exons. The record is from RefSeq and is a predicted model, not a curated record. Lineage: Eukaryota; Metazoa; Chordata; Actinopteri; Siluriformes; Ictaluridae. Gene Ontology annotation, molecular function: protein binding.